AUGGCUUCCAAUAUUGAAGACACACUGAUGAAACUAGACAGACUUCACAGUGUGGACUACAAAAAUGAUGAAGUGCAACUGAUAAAAUCUAAAAUAGAGGGAAUCGUUCAUCAGAUUUCAAAUAGGAUAGUGGAAUUGAAUCCCAUCCUUUCUAACUCUGUUGUCCAUUGUGGCAGUUUUUAUCACAACAGUAAAAUCAAUGCACCAGAUGAAUUUGAUUUCCUGUUGGUUUUAAACAAGUUUUCUCAGCCAGGUGUAUGCUCUUGUAAGCCAUUUGAAGAUCCAGAGUACACACACUUGGUUUCUCUAGAGAUUGACAACACAAAAUUGAAUUGGAAUCCGCAGAGUGUGUUGGAAUGGGAAGAGGAUGCUGCCAAUAAGCAGGCAUUAUUACAAGCAACAAUUGACAGUGAAUACCGUGAUGCUAUUUGCAGUUGCUUAGCAACAAUGUCAUUGCCAGAUGGCAUCUCACUUACCACAUCACAGAAAUCUGUAAGAAGGAGAUUUGAAGGAGGGGAAGAAUUUCUGGCCAACUUUAAGUUCUCUGGACCAGCUCUUACACUGUUACUCAACUGGAAAGGAGUAUACUACCCUAACCUUAACAUAUCUGUUGAUGUGACCUAUGUAAUUGCUAUGAGGGGCCUACCAUCAUUUUGCAAUCUUGACAAACGAUUACCAAGUGAACAUCCGAUAGUAAAAGCUGGUUUAUGUGCUGAUGCCAGUCAUGAAUUGUUGUAUUGUCGCAUGUUAGAUGACACAUGGAAGCAAACAUGUAGUUUUCUAGAAAAUAAGAUCAUCUGUUUUUGGUUCAAAGAGAAUGAUGCAAGCAAUGUGUGCUAUAGGCUGCUGAAAAUAAUCCGCAAUCUUGUCACACCAGUCGACCAGCUUGGAGAGGCAUUUUUAAAAACAUAUGCCUUGAAAACUUUAUUUCUUUAUGAAUGUGAACAAUUCCCAGAUUCAAAGUUUUGGAGGACAGAUGAACUAUCAACACACCUUUUAACAAUCUUUCAAAAGCUUUUGUGUGCAAUUCAAAACAGGUUCCUUCCCAAUUAUUUUAACAAGAAUCAAAAUGCUUUGUCCUAUCCUUUAGAUUCGCGACCUGGAGAUGAAAAUGAAGAGGGAGAAAACAAAUUUAUCAGCAGUGUAUAUGAAGCCAUGUGUAAAAUAAUAGAAGAUAUAAUAAGUUCACUGGAAAAAGGACUAGCUAGUGAACAAACGUUGAAGUUUUAUUUUGAGCCAGGGCAGAAAAUUGUUAUUAAAGAUCCUGAUAUACGGGAUGCCUUGGAGAAAGAAAAUUAA
This is a messenger RNA of Porites lobata, 1299 nucleotides long. The record is from the annotation of a GenBank genome assembly. NCBI's taxonomy places the organism in Eukaryota, Metazoa, Cnidaria, Anthozoa, Scleractinia, Poritidae.